GAGUGCAGUUUUCAGGAACCAAAACGUACGGUACCACCACCACCGUGGUGCGCGAAACAAGGGGUACUCCGUCGCCAUCGGAAGGACUACUGUCGGUACGCCGUUCGAUUGAUGCGUCGGUGUUUUUGUUUGGCGACAAGCAUGAUUGUUUACCGCGAUGACGAUCCGAUUUGUUUGGUGUCUGGUUUUGAUUGACGUUGUUGCUGGCGCCCAAUUAAUGAACUGUCCAACAUCGGACAUAAAAUUCGAAAAGAUCCUAGGUCUAAGACCACCACCCUCUAGUCACCCCUUAGCCCUUUAUCAAGCAGCAAACAAAACAAUACCCGUUACCGCCGAAUGCAUUUCAAGAUGCCAUUCGAACGACGAAUGCCGAAGCUUCGUCAUUUACUACAACACAUCUUCCUGUUUCUGGUUCAAAAUCUCCAGUGAGGGCGGCCAGGAAAUCGAGAGUGUGGUGGACAACGACGUCGCCUGGUUCGUUAAGGUUUGCCUAACCGAUCCAACAAACUGCAAAAAGCUAUGGACGUUCGAGAGAAUACCGGGAUCAGUUUUGAUAGGGAACGACACGAAGGUGAUCGAAAAACUGGUCACGAGGACUGAUUGCGAACAACACUGCCUCAACGAGACUUCAUUCAGAUGCAAAUCGACGAAAUUUAGGAUUAAACGAUCGAAUUACGGACCCAAUGCUCAGACUACUGGUGUCUGUGUCUUAAGCGACGCAGACAGGCAUCUCCUGCCCAAUUCGUACAGAGUAUCGAGCUUCGAUGAGGAGUACUUCGAGAACCAAUGUGCGGAAGGCGACCUCCAAUCAAAUUCGUCUCAGUUCUGCGCCUUCGAAGAGUACGUGAACUCCUCCCUGGCCCACAACGACGUCUUGUACGAGCGGAAGACGAAGCAGGAAUGCGAAGACCUGUGCGAGAGGACCACCAGUUUCAACUGCAGGGGCUACAGCACCCUGAAAUUAAACAACAGGUUCAACUGUUACCUCCACAGCGAGGACACCAAAAUACACGGACCCAAACUGCUGACCUCAAACUCCCAAUCGACUUAUUAUGAAAAGGCUCGAUGCAUUAAUAUCACGGUGAACUGCAGUGAGACCUACAUGACGGUCAGGUACAACCCAGAGACCGACUUCCAGGGGAGGAUCUACAUGGAAGGGUACUCGGACCAUCCGGAGUGCUACGCCAGUGGUCAAGGGAAGAACACGGUGGUGUCACUCAAGUUACCCCUGUUGACGAGCCAAUGUGGAAUCACCAAGGCAAAUGGUGACCUAAACAGGACCUUAAUGGCUGGCACUUUGGUGCUUCAGUACAACUCCUUGAUACAAACGCAAGGCGACAGGUUGAUUAAAGUCGGCUGCAUAUUCGGGAACGAAAGUAAAAUAUUGAUAGGAACGGGAGUCACAAUUUCAUCGUCGAUUCCCAAUAAGGGGAGUGUCAUUGUGAACACCGCCACUAACACAACUUCAAAUCCGACUGUUGAAAUGAGAGUUUUGGACUUACACACCCACGAGGAAGUGAGCGACACUCAAAUCGGUCAGGAACUUCAACUGAUUAUUGAGGCAAAGAUCAGCGACGGAAUCGAUAUUUGGGCAAGUCAUCUAGUGGCAAUGACGGAGAAAAGUGACGAGUCAAUCUUCCUGCUGGACGACCGAGGUUGUCCGACCAAUCUCAACAUAUUCCCAGCCCUACAGAAGACAAGGAACAACGACACCGUAACGUUAACUGGCACUUUUCAAGCAUUUAAGUUCGCCUCCUCCCCAAUCGUCAGGUUCAGUGUUAUCGUGCAGUUUUGCACUGAACAAUGCAAACCUAUCGACUGUGGGAACAAUAUAGAGUCCUUUGGUAGAAAGAAACGGGAAAUUGUGAUGCACAAAAUCCAAACCGUUAAUGGGACAGCCAUUGUAAGAAUCAACAGGUCCCAAUUCGAGUCCAGAUCGACGGUAAUCAAUCAAAUGCCUCUGGAAUAUGUUAUGGUCGUGCGAGACCUCAAGUCUGUUUCAGAUAAGCUGGUUAACGGUGACCAAACAUUAAUUGCGGGAUAUGACAUAGCAAACAAUGCGGUGUGCUUGGAUUUCUCCUUGGUAAUUGGUUUGAUAAUAACCUGGAUAAUCGUACAAAUUAUCUUCGUGACAUGCUGCAUAAUCCUUGUCAGGAGAUACAAAAGAUAUUACGAACACGAGUGCACGACCCAGUCUUUGGAGGAGCUGCACAAAAACUUUGGGAUUGGCUUCAGCAAUCUGGAAAAUAAACGUGUACAUUGGGCUGAUCAUGAUGACAUGACUUAAGCUUGUUCUUUAAGUACAAUAUCUUGUAAAUAAAUAUUACUAGUCUUUUAA
Molecule: messenger RNA, 2338 nt
Organism: Aethina tumida (small hive beetle)
Lineage: Eukaryota; Metazoa; Arthropoda; Insecta; Coleoptera; Nitidulidae
Exons: 10
Coding region: 158-2287 (709 amino acids)
Source: RefSeq, a predicted model, not a curated record